AUUCAGUUAAAAACUUUGUAAAAAUGAAUAAUUAUAAUGUUACAAAAAAAGUAAUAAUCAACUCUGAUGUGUAUUAUUCUUGUCUUGCCCACGCAUUUUCUAAUGAAUCAGAGGAAGUGAUGGGUCUGUGUCUGGGAGAGGUAGAUGAAAUUAAUGAAGAGACAAGAAUAACAUCAAUAAGCGUUUUAAUAAGGUCUGAUAAGAGGCCUGAUAGGGUGGAAAUCUCUCCUGAACAGCAGCUAGAAGCCAGAGCAAAAGCAGAAAGGAUAGCCGAAGAAACGAAAAAACCUAUUAGAGUUGUUGGUUGGUACCACUCCCAUCCUCAUAUAACUGUUUGGCCUUCUCAUGUAGAUAUAAGAACUCAAGCUAAUUAUCAAGCUCUUGAUAGAGCAUUCGUUGGUCUUAUCUUCAGUGUCUUCAAUGAAGACUCGUCAACCAAACUUCAGAAAACGCAAUUAAUAUGCUUUAGAAGCGAAGAAGAAGGCCACAACAGGUUAAGACAUGUAGAAAUACCAAUAGAAAUAGAACCAAACUCACUUGAAACAAAACAUGGUGAAUCAGGAAAAUUACUAAUUGACUUAUACGAUACUUUAAAUAGAGAAGAAAGAGAAAUGUUCGAUAAUUCUAUGUCAAACAUAUCAGAUCCAUCAAACGCUAUAAUUUUAACAAAUGAAUUUUCAUCAGCCCUUAUGAAACAGAUGCAGAUUGUUGGAGCACCAAUUUUACAAGUAAAUAAAGCUUUUAGACUCUUUAAAACCAUCUUUAAUUAUUUUCUCUUGAUAGGUUCUCAAAUCUCGAUUGGAAAAUGGAAAAAGAAGAGAGAUAGAGUUACGGGAAUUACUCAAUCGUCACAAAAAUAG
Dimorphilus gyrociliatus is the source of this 860-nucleotide messenger RNA. The record is from the annotation of a GenBank genome assembly. Lineage: Eukaryota; Metazoa; Annelida; Polychaeta; Dinophilidae.